Ilyonectria robusta is the source of this 1990-nucleotide messenger RNA. RefSeq names its product aldehyde dehydrogenase domain-containing protein. Lineage: Eukaryota; Fungi; Ascomycota; Sordariomycetes; Hypocreales; Nectriaceae. Gene Ontology annotation, molecular function: aldehyde dehydrogenase (NAD+) activity. The record is from RefSeq and is a predicted model, not a curated record. The coding region runs from base 365 to 1894 and encodes 509 amino acids. The transcript has a single exon.
GCUCCAUCGAAUCUUCAUCGGCGUCCGCAAUGCAUCUCACCGUAUCUCUACCCCCGAUCAGAUCGCGUCCCAGCCUGCUUGCUAACUGAACCGCGCCUUAUGUAAUCGCGCCCCCGUUCUCGCUUGCCACCCAGUUACCCAAUUCGUAUCUAUCCGGUACGUACCUGUCCUGCCUGCGCUGUUAUACGCAUCUCCCCUCGCCGUCGUCAUCGGCCAUACCUGAAGCUAUUGUCGUCGCCGUCGCAAUUCUUUACACCCACCCACCUGCGAGCACCCGCCUCGUUCCCCAACCCUCAUCUACCAUCCUUCCCCGAGGCCAUUCUCUUCCUCUCUCUUCUCCCAAUCACCCCAUAAUACAUCCAUCAUGACUUUCGCGACCGAAAUCCACACCUUCCACUCGGGCCGGCCCCAACCGGAAUCCUCUUCCUCCACGUCCACCUUCACCUCGGUCGACCCCAGCACCGCGAAGCCCCUCGCUACCAUCUACACCACCACUCCUGCCCAGCUCAACGACACCAUCGCUGCAGCUCAGGCUGCUUUCCCCGAGUGGUCUCAGACCCCGGCUCCCCGCCGUGCCGAAAUCCUGCUGCGCGCCGCCGCCAUCCUCCGAGAGCGCAACGACGAGCUCGCCCUCACCGAGACCCUCGACACCGGCAAGGCUUGGUCUGAGACCUCCACCGUCGACGUCGUCACUGGCGCCGACGUCCUCGAAUACUAUGGCCACCUCGCUGCUGGCAGCCUCCCCGGACACCACACCCGCCUGCGGGCCGAUGCCUUCAUCCUCACAAGCCACGAGCCUCUCGGCGUCUGUGCCGGCAUCGGUGCCUGGAACUAUCCCAUCCAGAUUGCUCUGUGGAAGUCGGCCCCGUGUCUCGCUGCCGGUAACUGCAUGGUCUACAAGCCCAGUGAGGUGACGCCUCUCCAUGCAAACACCCUCGCCCAAAUCUACAUCGAGGCUGGUGUGCCCCCUGGUGUCUUCAGUGUUGUCUACGGCGAUGGGCCCAGCGUUGGCGCCCCCCUUGUCGCUCAUGAAGGCAUUGCCAAGGUCAGCUUCACUGGCCAGGUCAGCACCGGCAGCAAGGUUGCCAGCGAGGCUGCCAAGGGCAUGAAGGGCAUCACCAUGGAGCUUGGCGGCAAGAGUCCUCUCGUCAUACUGCCCGAUGCAGACAUCGAUGAGGCCGCAGAUGUUGCCAUGGUUGCCAACUUCUUCUCCACCGGCCAGGUGUGCACAAAUGGAACCCGCGUCUUUGUCCCCGAUAAUCUGCUGAGUAAGGUCGAGGCAGCCUUGGUUGAGAGGUGCCGCGAUGGCCUUCGCAUGGGCCUGCCCAGAGAUGAAAAGACCAACUUUGGCCCCAUGGUCAGCGCCGCGCAACAGGAAAAGGUUAAGAUGUACAUCCAGCUUGGCCGAGAUGUCGACCGGGCUAGAGUCCUCUAUGAUGGUUCCCUAGCCGCUCAGAAGACAUUGCCGACGGCGGAUGGCUUCUGGGUUCCCCCAGUCAUCUUUACCGACUGCACGGACGAGAUGCGCAUUACUCGUGAGGAGAUAUUUGGUCCUGUCAUGUGCAUCCUACCCUACAAGACCGCUGGGAUGGAUACUGAGGAUUGGCUGCCACCGCUUAUUGCACGAGCCAACGACACUCCCAUGGGCUUGGCUGCUGGCGUUGUCUCGUCCGAUGUCGGGUUGGCUCAAGAUGUUAUCAAGAAGCUCGAUGCUGGCAUCACUUGGAUCAAUACCUGGGGUGAGUCUCCUGCUGAGAUGCCUGUGGGUGGAUGGAAGAUGAGCGGCGUCGGGGUUGAGAAUGGUAUCGAGGGAAUUCGGGCCUACAUGAGGACCAAGAGCACCCUAGUACAGCUCGGCAAGGGCGCGUGCAAGGGCGUAUUUGCCAAGCUGUAGACGAUUUGACGAUACCCAUGUAGAACUGAACGAUUAAAACUGCUACGAUAGACUUAUUUUUGGCGCCAUGAUAUCGUGCUUUGUUAUAUCAUUUUC